AUGUCGCCGGCAGCCAGAUCGAAGGAACUCUUGCGGCACUAUGUGGCGGCCAUCGGUGCUUUCGCAAAAGCUGGGGAGCCGGAGAAGGCUGACACUUGCUUUCGGGAAAUCAGCGCCGCACGCCUGGAUCCCGAUCUGUUUGCAUACACUGGCAUGAUCAACGCGCAUGCCCGGACUGGAGAUGUGGUGGGGGCCCAGAGGUGGUUCCAGGACUUGGUGGAUGCUGCUCUACAGCCUGACACUGUAUGCUACAGCAGCGUUCUCAACGCCUGUGCGCAGGCUGGCGCCUCACAGCUUGCCGAGAGUUGGUUGCUCAAGAUGGGCUCGGCGCGUGUGCUGGUGAAUAGCGUGGCGUACAGCACCGUGAUCAAUGCCUUUGCGCAGGAAGGGGAUGCGAAGUCAGCAGAACGCUGGUUUACUGGCAUGAUCCAGGAUCGAAUAUCCCCGAAUACCGUGACCUUCUGCAGCAUGAUUAAAGCUGCAGCGAACCACGGAGAUGUCGAGCAUGCACGAGUGUGGCUUGAGCGCUUGCUUGCUACAGAGCUGGAUGUACCCCCGCUCGCUUUCAACACCGCGAUCAAUGCCUGCGCAGCAACCGGUGAUGUGACAAGUGCGGAGCAGCUUUUGAGUGACAUGCGACGGCAUUUCGUGGAAGAUACCUUGGUAACGUACAACAGCCUGGUAAAGGUGAGCACCGCCACGGGGGAUAUGGAUUCUGCGCAGCGCUGGUUCGACAUGCUGAUUGCACGGCGUCUCCACCCCGACGUGCAGACCUUCAACAGUCUCCUCAGCUGCGGGGCUUUUCGCGGAGAUGUCGAAGCAUGUGAGAAAUGGUAUCAGCUGUUGGGAACCUGGCGAGUGGCACCGGACACCAUCACCUACAGCACCAUGCGUACGGCUUGCGCCAGACGGGGUGAUUAUGCUCAAGCACAGCAUUGGUUGAACAUGAUCGUUCGUCAUGAUGAUAAAGCUCGCGACAUGUGGACUGCAAGGGGCAAGACCGUGACAGACCCUUUCUCACAGACCGGUAGCUUGCUGAAAAGGGCAUUAUACCGUUUUCGUUCGCAAGGAGAUCAAACUGUUGCAGAGCGCCUCGAACGGGCUUUGGAGUACCAGUGGCUGUAUGGGUAUCCGCGCGUCCCGGACUAUGAGAAGCAAUUAACACACGGAGCAUACAAGUACAUGGCUGGUAUGCAGCCGAUGACUGCCCGAGAGAUCUACAGUCUGAUUCCGGAUAGCAAGACUGUCCUUGACACAUUCUGCGGCUCAGGGACAGUUCUGAUCGAGGGCCUCGUGGCGGGAAAGCAAAAGUGCAUCGGAAGCGAUACAUCGCCCCUGGCCAUCUUCGUGUCGACGCAUCACACAGAUUCGCAUCGGCUUUCCCUGAAGAACUUGGUCGAGGAAGCUGAAAAGGUCGCAGCUGAUAAAGGCUUGGGCUGGACGAGCCUGCGUGAUCGGAUCCGGAGCAUAUCGAAGGAGAGUGUGACGCCAGAAUUGCGGGAUGGGCUUUGGUUUGCCUUUGCCGUGGCUUGGCGUCUGGCGCGGAGUCCGUUUGUGGGCGACGAGCCAGGCAGCGUCAAGGAAUCGGAAGCAGGGGAUGCUAGGUCAUACUUCCUUUCGACGGUCUAUCGCUUUGCACACCAACUGCGUGAGCUGCGGGAUGAACUUUCCGGCCGUGAGCAAGCUGUCGAGCUUCAUUGCUGUGACUGUCGAAGGCUGGUUCUGCAGCAAGAGGUGGAUGCCAUCAUCACCAGCCCGCCAUAUCCUGGGGUCUAUGACUACUUCAAGGCUGCAGCUGCCGAUUGUCGCGAAGUGGCUGGUGAGGCUGCCGGUGAGGCUACUGGCCAGCGUCACACUGAAGACGGCGGGCACGGUGGGUUAGGCUUCUUGGAGGAGUGCCUUGGCGCCGUCGGCGCUGGAAUUGAUGGAUUCGCUGCUGGAGCGACAUCGGAGCUGGGUGCUGCUUCCCUCCAGCCCGAGUCUUUGUCGCAGGCCAGGGUGCAGUGGCAGUCGCAGCAGGAGGAGUGGCUUUCAGCAGCAUAUGGAAACCUGCGCAUGGGGGGAACUCUGACAAUCAUGGUUGGAAACGGCGAUGCUUUGGUGGAGAAUGCCAAUGAAAUCGAUUGCCUGCAGUCCACAUUGGAAGCCGCAGCUGCCCUGGGCUUCAAGCUUGUGGCUUCUUCCACAAUUGAGAGUUGUGCAGACGAUGCUCACCAGACAAAGGGGAUGGUGCGGACGGAGCACAUGAUUCAUUUCCUCAAGCCGGCGGAUCAAUUCCGCAUAGAAGACAUGCGUGUCUCCAUCCAGCAAGACAGUGAGGAGUCGGCCACUAGCCGUUCCCAGCGGACUUCGAACUUGGAGCAUACAGGAAGCAGCUUGAGGAAGUCAACAUCAUACCUUUCACAGGGCACCACCCUCGCUGCUGGCACGGAUGAUGAGAGCUUCAGUGUGGAUUCCUCCACGGAUCAGUCUUCCGCCGAAUCCGAUGAUUGGGAGCCUGCAUGCGAGGACGAGCUCGAACUCGUCAGCAUCUGGACAUGGCGAACCAUUGGCUUGCCAGUCAGUGGCUUCCUUAUGGCUUUCCUGAAUGCCAUUGCGUCUGGGGUUGUCUAUGGGUUUUUCCUGGGAUACAUGGGAUUGGAUUCUUACGUCAUGGCAUCGGUUGCGGCGCUCAUGAAACUUCCAGAAGUGUUCUUGUUUCCGUUGGGCAUGAUCAACGACUGCUUUCCCAUCUUCGGCUACAACAGGAAGCCUUACUUGUUGGCAGGCUGGCUCAUCUGUGGCGGUGCACUCUUGGUGAUGAGCCUGCGACGUUUGCCAGCACCCUACUACUGUCAAUACCCCGAUGGCAGCUAUGACUGGUCUUCCCCCCCGUGCAAUCCGGACAUCCACAGCCACAAGAGCUGGUAUAUUUUUCCUUUGUUUGUGCUCAUCGCAGGUCUGCAGAUUGGGAGUACAGCGGGUGAGGGGCUAAUCUUGCAGUACUCACGGCGAGAGCCAGCAGAGCGGCGCGGACACAUCAAAGCAGAAAUGACGAUGGUUUGCACGGCCGGCGCGCUGACCUCCUCCCUCGUCAUUGGAUUCCUCUUGAACGGCAAGGCAUACUUGGGCACCUUCGAUUGGGGAUUGUCCUUCAGUGGCUUGAUGGCUGUGUGCUUGGUGCUGGUCAUCAUUGUCAUCCCCACCAGCUGGUUCUGCGUGCAUGAGCCCCCAAAGACCACACACCCAGCACUCCGUGGCCAUGCCAAGUCCUCCUGGAGACUUGUCAAGAAGAACGCCCUUUCCAGCAUCUUGGUUUUUGCAUUCGUCGUUCAGUUCCUUGUCGGCACUGUAACCACGGCAUCGCCUAUGGUCCAAAGUCAGUGGGCUGGAGUCAAAGUCCUGCAGCAACAGCUGUGUGGCACAGGUGGCAUGAUCGUCAUGAUGGUCGCCACCUGGACGUACAAGGAAUACUUCCUCCAGACGAGCUGGAGGAAAGCAGUCCUCAUUGCCAUCUUGACAGUGUCAGUCCUGGAUGCCGUCGCGUCCUUCCUGACGAUCUUCGGCGUGGUUCGGAAUCAGUACUUCUACCUUGGCGAAGCCAUCGUUGGUAAUGUGCCUAAGGCUGCACUCGCAUUGGUGGGGAACCUAGUAAUUAUUGAGCUGUCGGAACCGGGACGCGAGGGUAUGUGCUAUGGUUUGAUCGCGACACUGCAGCACUCGAGCCUGCCUCUCGCCACGGUCGUCAGCAAUCAGAUCUACGGCCUCUUUCGCCCUAACUUGUCCGAGUUGGAAAAUUACAUGGCGGACACCCCGCAGUUCCGUUCGACUGUAGCUUGGUCUUACGUGCUCUCUUAUGCAAUGUCGCUCAUGAGUCUUUUCUUCCUUCCCCUGAUCCCGAAACAGAAGGAUGAUGCCCAAAGGCGGAAGGAGGAGUGGAGCUCCAGUCCGACUGUGGCUAUGUUGGUUUUGGGCAUUCCUGCCGUCUGCCUGGUCUACGCAAUUACUGUGCUGCUGCUCACCAGUCAGCCGCAGACGGCAUGCAUGCAUUGGCUUGGCGGUCCAGGGCAUGCCGGACGAGCAGCGCCGCCGGCUGCAUCGGCUUCCUUACAGGAAUCAAUGAGACCGCCCUCGGCUUCACAGUCCUUGCGCGCAGCUGCGGGCCUGCUUGCUGGCGCAGCGUUCUUUGCCAGCCACAAGUCUAGGCGGACAGUGCGUGCCGUACUUCCCGACGGAACGAACGACGAGGGAGAGGAUGUUGCACCGAUCGAUAUCAAGCUGGAGGACCUGAAGGACGUCGUCCUGUUCCAGUCUGAGUAUUCUCCUCCGUGUGUGAAGCUCAGGACCAUGUUCAAGCACUAUGGACUGCCUUUCCGCACCAUCAACGGGAAACAUCCCACCUCGGAUUACAAGAAGAUUCCAGUGCUGGUGAUGAACCCAGCCUCGGACGACCGUCAAAUCAAUGACUCCCACAUCAUCAUGAAGAGGAUGGUGCCGUGGCUGACUGGCAAGGAAAUGACCGAUGAGGAGGUCAUGUGGGAGAAGCGCAUCACGUACGAGUUUCAGCCUGCGUUUGAAGUAGAGCUGGUCGGAAACGACCGGGACCUUGCGCUUUUGUGGACGCGAGCCACUGGAUACAUUGGGGGAUGGCAGAGAGGAUUGCUGGGCAUACUGUCUCCAUUGCUGAAGUUUGCCAUCGAAGCAUUGUUCAGAUCUCGCUACUCCAACAUGGAGCUGCCAAGCUCGAAGUUCGGCGCCAGCUUCCGUGCGGCGCUGAAGGAUCGACCAUUUUUCCAUGGGGAAGAGCCAGGCCCCAUCGACCUCAGCUUGUACGGAACUUACGUUGCCUUUGCGGAGUGCGGCUCAAAUGAAAUGGUGCCGUUGCGCUUUUCUUCUCACAGACCUCUAAACCCUUAA
Messenger RNA from Symbiodinium sp. CCMP2456, 4896 nucleotides. The record is from the annotation of a GenBank genome assembly. NCBI's taxonomy places the organism in Eukaryota, Dinophyceae, Suessiales, Symbiodiniaceae.